AUGGCAGCAGCAGCGACGGCAAAGCAGAUUGUAGUGGUGGUGGGGGCGGGACCUGGACUCGGGUUGAGUCUUGGACGCAAGUUCAGCGAGGCCGGGCAUCCGGUUGCCCUGCUUUCGCGAUCGCAGGAACGAAUGGAUGCACUGGCAUCGCAGCUCAACGGCCAGUCGAGCAGCAGUGGACGUGCAGUAGGCUAUGCUGUCGACUGUCAGGACGAGUCAUCGAUGAACACGACGAUUGAAAAGGUGCACGAGCACUUUGCGAGCGGCCAAGGCGGAGAGCAGCAUCGAGGUGCUUCGAUCCACACGGGCAUCUUCAAUCCCAAUGGCGGCUUUGCAAUGGCUUCCUUCCUAGACACCAAGCGGAGUCAAGUGGAAGAAGCCUUCCGCACCCAAGUGUUGGGAGGAUUCUUGUUUUCACAGGCGAUGCUUCGAGCCAUCAGCUCUUCUCCCGACUUUGCUUCGGGUGGAGAUGGCAAGUCGGCGCUGGGUAACAUCCUCAUCUCCGGUGCUACGGCUUCGAUCAAGGGAAGUGCCAAUUUCGCUGCGUUUGCAUCGGCCAAGUUUGGACUGCGAGCCAUGGCGCAGAGUCUGGCACGCGAAGUUGGGCCCAAGGGCAUUCAUGUGGCGCACCUCAUCAUCGACGGCAUCAUCGUCACUGAGCGCACCGACGGCUUCUUGGGCAAGGACUACGCGCCUGGCUCGCGCAUGGACGCCGACGACAUCGCCCAGGUCUACCUCGACACCGCACGCCAACCACGCAGCGUGUGGUCGUUCGAAACGGACCUCCGCCCCUCGAUGGAGAAGUGGUGA
Messenger RNA from Moesziomyces aphidis, 810 nucleotides. Lineage: Eukaryota; Fungi; Basidiomycota; Ustilaginomycetes; Ustilaginales; Ustilaginaceae. The record is from the annotation of a GenBank genome assembly.